AUGGCCCAGAUACGAUCAGCAAGCCUUAAGCGAACUACAAAAGAAACUGACAUCGACUUGUACCUCCAACUGGAUUGCCCAAUCGGUGUGAAACAAGAAAUCAGCGUCAACACUGGGAUUGGAUUUCUAGACCACAUGCUGGACGCACUUGCAAAACACUCAGGGAUGUCUCUCCGAUUGAAUUGCAAAGGCGACCUCCACAUCGAUGAUCAUCACACGACCGAGGACGUUGCGAUUGCCCUCGGCCAAGCGUUUCAUCAAGCUCUAUUCGGACAAAAUGGCGAAGGAUUAAAGGGUAUUCGUCGAUUUGGGACUGGGUUUGCUCCUCUAGACGAGGCUCUGGCUAGGGCUGUUGUUGAUAUCUCCAACAGACCAACCUGCUCAACUGAUUUGAAACUGAAACGAGAGAUGAUCGGCAAUCUUUCAUGUGAAAUGAUCCCCCACGUGUUCUACUCGUUCGCAAUGGGCGCUCAAAUCACACUUCACGUGGAUGUCUUGAAGGGCGAGAAUGAUCACCACAAAUCGGAGGCUAGUUUUAAGGCACUCGCACUCGCCCUCAAGCAAGCGAUAGAAAGGACUGGCUCCGAUGAAGUCCCAAGUACCAAAGGAACUCUAUCAGUCUAA
This is a messenger RNA of Puccinia triticina, 624 nucleotides long. RefSeq lists its product as uncharacterized. Gene Ontology annotation, biological process: L-histidine biosynthetic process. The record is from RefSeq and is a predicted model, not a curated record. The coding region runs from base 1 to 624 and encodes 207 amino acids. NCBI's taxonomy places the organism in Eukaryota, Fungi, Basidiomycota, Pucciniomycetes, Pucciniales, Pucciniaceae. Gene Ontology annotation, molecular function: imidazoleglycerol-phosphate dehydratase activity. The transcript has 4 exons.